Suhomyces tanzawaensis NRRL Y-17324 is the source of this 939-nucleotide messenger RNA. RefSeq lists its product as uncharacterized. The transcript has a single exon. The coding region runs from base 1 to 939 and encodes 312 amino acids. Lineage: Eukaryota; Fungi; Ascomycota; Pichiomycetes; Serinales; Debaryomycetaceae. The record is from RefSeq and is a predicted model, not a curated record.
AUGAGUUUCUACUUGCUUCCAGCAGCUAACUACCAGACCCAACAGAAGUUGAAGGAGCAAAUGGAGGGCAAGAAAAGGGAGUUGCGCAAGCAUUCGUCCACGGGGUCCAAGAAGUCCUCCAAAUCAUCCGCAGCCCCCUCCAUCAUUGCGCCUUCUGCAUACUCGUCCAGAACCCCCAGAACGUCUAUUUCCUCUUCUGGCAACGACCAAUUUGCGGCCACCAGAAAGAUGUCCAUUACCUCUGGCGACUCCAAGAGCUCCAAUGAAACCACCCUUACCGCUCCAUCGAGAAAGACGCAGGCCGCCUCUCCUUCGAGCAACCACCACAUGAAGGCAGACAACGAAAGCUUCUACGAUAACUACUCUCCUUACAGCAGAAAGCAUAUCAUCAAAUCGUCUGCAUCUUCGACUGCGGGAUCCAUUGACUCGUCAAGAAGGCCCUCUGCUGUUCCCUCAUCAUUCAAUUAUUCAAGCAACCUGGACAUGAGUCAAGUGCUAAAGGUCAGCAAGCAGCAUGCUUUACAUAAGAAAUCCACCAAGUUGUCCGAGUCAAUGUCCAACUUGAGCAUCGGUGAAACUUCUGGCUUUGAUUCCGAGAGCAAAGACAUUAAGGUUGAGUUCAAGAACGUCAACUUUCAAGUGCUAGAGCCACCCCAGGUGGCCACCAAGCAGCCGGAAGAAACCAUUGAUACCAUUGCAUCGGACGAGGACGAGGACUCGGAAGCAGAGAGUGCCAGUAAUAACAACUUGACCAAGGUCUACUCCAACGUCAGUUCGAUUUUCAGCACCAAGAACGACCCUUCAUUGUACAAGUCCCAGACAGCGUCUACUGCCCAGUCAAGUUCCCCUCUGGCUUCUCACAAGAACAGCAAUGAUAACCUCAACAUUUCUCAGAAACUGAACAAGUUUUCUCGAUUCAAGAAGAAGUUUUCUGUAUAG